GCGGCGGGUUCCUGCUUCCGUCUCCGCACCGCCCGGUCCCGUCGCUCUCCCCUCCCCCGCCCCGCCGCGCCCCGCACCCUCGGCCACGGCAGCGCGGGCCCCGCCAGCGGCGCCGGCACUCGGAGAAUUACCUAAGCUUCAAAAUGAAGGCAAGGAAGAAGAGUCUCCAAAGGUUAUUAAUUUGAACAAUAAUUGUUGCUGUUACUAGUUUCACUGGCUGCUGGACUAGUAGGAUUACUUGAUAACCUCCAAGCCGAUGAUCCAGUUGUAUUUAUUUCCUGCUGUCAUGGAGAGGGUGGAACUUAGAAAUUCCUAUGACGUGGUUACCUGAAAUACUAGGACGUGGGAUUUCACUGAAAAAAAUCUUGCCUAUGUGACCUAGUUCAGUUUAUGAAGAUGGUAUUUCAUUAAUCAAAUAAUACAAUAUAAGCGAAGAAUGAUGGGAUAUUAAUGCUUUCUGUGUACAGCCCCAUAAGGAUCUUCUCUAAGGAGCUGCAGUAAGAUAAACACUGAGAAUUUUUCUCCAGUACAAUGUGGUGAAGCAGAGGAACUGAAAUUGUCCUCUUUUGUACAGGCUAAGGACUUAAAAUGUUUGCUGUUUUGUGAGCAGAAGCAGCUCUGGAGUGAAUUGAACUUCUGAAAAUGCGGCCAUGGACUGGUUCCUGGCGUUGGAUUAUGCUCAUCCUCUUUGCUUGGGGAACUUUACUCUUUUAUAUUGGAGGACACUUGGUACGAGACAGUGAGCACCCAGAUCAUUCUAGUCGUGAAUUAUCCAAGAUACUUGCUAAACUUGAACGAUUAAAGCAGCAAAAUGAAGACUUGAGGCGGAUGGCAGAAUCUCUCAGGAUACCAGAUGGUCCCAUUGAUCAGGGACCAGCUGCAGGAAAGGUACAUGCUUUAGAGGAGCAACUUCUAAAGGCCAAAGAACAGAUAGAAAACUUUAAGAAGCGGACAGGAAAUGGAGGCCUUGGAAAAGACCAUGAAAUUUUGAGGAGGAAGAUUGAAAAUGGGGCUAAGGAACUUUGGUUUUUUCUCCAGAGUGAACUGAAGAAGUUGAAAAAUCUAGAAGGAAGUGAACUGCAAAGACGCAUUGAUGAAUUUCUGUCUGAUUUGGGUCAUCAGGGAAGGUCAAUAAUGACUGACUUGUACUACCUCAGUCAAACAGAUGGAGCAGGAGACUGGCGAGAAAAAGAGGCCAAAGAUCUAACAGAUUUGGUACAGAGAAGAAUAACCUACCUACAGAAUCCGAAGGAUUGCAGCAAAGCUAAGAAACUUGUGUGUAACAUCAACAAAGGCUGUGGCUAUGGCUGCCAGCUGCACCAUGUGGUCUAUUGCUUCAUGAUUGCGUACGGCACCCAGCGAACACUCAUUCUGGAGUCUCAGAAUUGGCGCUAUGCUACCGGUGGCUGGGAGACUGUGUUUAGGCCUGUAAGUGAGACGUGUACUGACAGAUCAGGUACCACCACUGGACACUGGUCAGGUGAGGCUAAUGAUAAGGAUGUUCAGGUGGUGGAACUUCCCAUUGUUGACAGCUUACACCCACGGCCACCCUAUUUACCAUUGGCUGUCCCCGAAGACCUGGCUGAUAGGCUGAUUCGUGUCCAUGGGGAUCCUGCAGUGUGGUGGGUCUCGCAGUUUGUGAAAUACUUGAUUCGUCCACAGCCUUGGUUAGAAAAAGAAAUAGAGGAAGCCACAAGGAAACUUGGUUUCAAACAUCCAGUGAUCGGGAUUCACGUCCGAAGGACAGACAAAGUAGGAACAGAGGCAGCAUUUCAUCCCAUUGAAGAAUAUAUGGUACAUGUUGAAGAGCGAUUUGAACUUCUUGCUCGCAGAAUGCAUGUUGAUAAAAAAAGAGUGUACUUGGCUACAGAUGACCCUUCAUUGUUGCAAGAGGCAAAAUCCAAGUAUCCCAAUUAUGAAUUCAUCAGUGAUAACUCCAUAUCCUGGUCAGCAGGACUUCAUAACCGAUACACUGAAAACUCCCUCAGAGGUGUUAUUCUGGAUAUCCACUUCUUGUCUCAGGCAGACUUCCUGGUCUGUACAUUUUCAUCCCAGGUUUGUCGAGUUGCCUAUGAAAUAAUGCAGACAUUGCAUCCCGAUGCUUCAGCGUAUUUCCAUUCUUUGGAUGAUAUCUACUACUUUGGGGGACAGAAUGCCCACAACCAGAUUGCUAUUUAUGCUCAUCAUCCACGAACUGCUGAUGAAAUUCCUAUGGAGCCUGGAGAUAUAAUUGGAGUAGCUGGAAACCACUGGGAUGGUUAUUCAAAAGGCAUCAACAGGAAAUUAGGAAGAACAGGCCUGUACCCGUCCUAUAAAGUUAAGGAGAAGAUUGAGACAGUCAAGUAUCCUACAUACCCAGAGGCUGACAAGUAGAUUAAAAGGAAGACAUUCGACAGUAAUUCUCAAUUUUGAGUGUUCAGAACCAGUCAACAAACUUACGGUUUAUAUGGGAUUUGAAUUUGCAUUUUAACAUGCAGUUAAAAUCAAAACCUUUAGCAAUGAAACUGGAAAAGAAGCUGAGAACUAAUGGAUGGGCUAUUAUCUGAACAUACUCUUAAACAUUUUUUGUUAUAUGCACUCUCACACAUGCACACACAAAACCACAUGCAACAGGAAAACUCUUGUUUUAUACUCUUUCUCUUUCCAGGAUUUGUCCCAGUCAUAAGUCUUACGUGAGCUUUGAGCUCUUUUCUCUGCCAUUACUUGACAAUAAUGUUCAGACUUAGAACACUGCCACAUUGUGUAAUUUGAGUGACAUGAACAUAUUUUGUAUGUGCAAAAUUUAAAACAUGGUGCCUAUCUUUGAAAAAAUUGUGACCUUUUUAGAAGAGCCAUGUCUAUUUCACAAUGGGCAAGAGUCAAUCUUCAACUGGUGUUAUCAUGACCACUGAACUUGCUUCAAACAACAGAUUCAGAUUUCAAAAUAGAUUUCUUUACAAGUUUAUUUUUAGCAUUGCAUUGAUUACUUCUCAUCAUUAAUAAAAUAAAAGAUACAUUCAACAAUAAAAUAGUCACCGUCUGUUAGGAACUUUUGUAAAACAAUGCCAUGAAUGGAUUCUUUAUUACUUGAUAAUGUGUCUGGACAUUGCCUUUGAUUUAAACAAACAAAAAAAAGCAGCAAAACCCACAAAGGAGAAAGUAGCUGGAGUUUAAUUGAAUUUUUAAACACUCAGUAUGUAGUACAACAACUGCUAGUGGCACAGUGUUUCUCAGUUCUGUGGACAGUGAGUUUCAGCAGGAUGACUUCAGUGGUUAAGUUUCUUACACUUACUCUCCAGCAUUGUUCUUUUACCUUCUGUGUUUCUCUUUCAAAAACAGUUUUUAGGGUACUAUGGAUGGCCAUUUGUCAUUUUGGCAUUGAAUGUAAUUGCUUUUAAGUAAAAUACUGCAGGUCAUCCCAUUUAUUGAACCUGUCAGUCUAGAGUACUCUAAAAAAAAAAAUAAAUCUAACAAUUUACCCAAAAAAUCGGAAUUUCCAAGGAAAUAUAUAAAAGGAUGAAUUUUUAUGCAUGACAUAAAAUUGCUAGUAACUCUAAGUGCUUUGAAAUCUGUUGCUAGUCAGCUCUCUAUUAAGAAAGGAGGUAAAACAAUUUAACAAACAAUUUUUGUAGAGUGGGGGGUUGUGUGUACAUAUAUAUAUAUUUUUUAAAAUGUACAAGAAAUGAAGAUACUAUUUCCAAAUAGAAAUAAUAUUAACAUUAUGAAGGUUCUAGUGCAAUCCAAUCUGGAAUACUGGAAAUGCAGAAAACAUUUUUUUAUUCAGACACUGAGAAAAUGCCACAUGAGUAAAGAUUUAAAAAGCAUGGUUGGUUGACCUUAGCAAAGCAAACAUUAAAAGGCUAUUUAAUUGUAUUUAUGAAUAGACCAAAGACAGUGUUAACGUAAUGAAGGAAUGCACUGGACCAUGGAGAUAUUUUAGGCUGCAAAGUAAAAGGAAAUCUCUGGUGGUGUGAAUUUCAGCAACAGUCUUCCAACUGAAAUAGUGGUGAGUAAAAUGGAAGUUGAUUUAUAUGUAAAGGAAUUAACAAAGUAGUUCUUGGUCUUUACUUGCAGGGUUGAGCCUGUAGAUCCCUUCCAGUUAUGUGUUCCUCAACUGAAAAACUUUUUUAUCUGGAAUAAGAAUAACAAGAUUAAAAUUGAAAACUGCUGUGGAGAAAAAAAAUUAAAAAUUGCCUGUUAGUAGUAUUAAAUAGACACAUCAGUAAAAAUUAGCAUAGAUACCAAAUGGAAUUUAGAGAUGCAUUGAAGGGUAAAUGCAAAGGAGGAAGAGUGGCCAAGUAAUGCUAAAGACAAUGAAUUCUUGUGACUGAAGAUGGCUAGAUUUAACUGGUGUUUCUGUAUUUUGGGACUUCUAAGGAAGCUCUUUGAUCUUAGCUUCCUGUAUAAGUGAUUCUGAUAAAAUUUCCACUAACUUAGUCAAACUUGUGGUAUUUCAGAGGCACAGACAUAGGCUAAAUUAUAACUUGUUUUAAAACUUCAAUUUGAGUUGUACAUAUAAAGCUAUUGUUACUUCCCUUUUCAACUUGGAAAAAAAACCCCCACAAACAUUUCUUCCUCAACUAUGAGAUCAGCACAUUUUGUCUUUGUGAAAACUAAUUUAAUUAUUUCUCUACCAAUACUACAUUAUCUAUUUGAUAUUUAUAGAUUUCAGAAAUGUUUUAUUUUUUAAGCUCUUAACUUAUGGCUUCGGAUCUCAUUACUUCCAGCUCGUUUUUUACAGUGUGAUGCAUAAAUAGUAUUUAUAAAUUAAUUAACUUAGGAUAAUUCCUCCAUAGUCAGGUAACGCAAUUAAAAAUAUUACUAAAGAAAAUAAAAAACAACAUCUAAGAUGAGCCCAAAGGCAAGAGCAGAUCUUCUGAUGUAUUAAUGAGAGAACUGAAAACACUGUGACAUUAUGUAAGACAUAGACUAUGGCAAUUCCUCAACAGACUGUAUUUGACAAAAUAUUGGCAAGGUACGUCUGCCUCCUUACGUAUCUAAGUACCUAAUGAAUAAUGUAGCUCAUAAUCUUUGAGAUAGUGAUAAUGAAAUGGUAUGAAAUUAUAAAAUUGUUAAUAAUUAAGAAGUGCACUAAUGUAGAUGCUAUAAUCUCAUUCCCCUGGACCGUAUGAUCUUUUCAUGCUUAUAAUGCAGGACUUGUCAGAGGAGGAAGCCUAGCAAUAGACUGCUUACUAGACCCAUCUGUUUCUAGAAAUUUGUUUCCUUUAUGACUACCAGUUAGUUACGUGUUGAAAUCCUGGGACCUUUGGAUAUUAAAACUGAAUUUGUUCUAUAUGAUUCUUCAUUCUCAGUUAUAGUGGAGUCCAGGUAGUAUGGAAGGAUCCAUGGAUAAAUGAAAACAAGACCCACCCGAAUUAUCAUUGUAGCUCACAGAAAAGUGAAAUAAUGGGAAAUAAAAAUUUUGGUUUAAAUACUUGAAAGAAAGUUGAAUCUUUUGAAAGUUCUUAACUUGUUAAGAUACGAGCCAGAGUGUUUGUAGCAAGCAAACAUACGUCUUGUUUCUUCUGUUUGCCUUGUAGCUCUGCAACUGCAAUCCAGUCAUGUAAUUUUUGCCUCAUACCAAACCACCAAGUCUGACAUCCGUAAAACAAAGACAGCCCUCAUACUCUUUUAAACGAGCUAAUGUUUAAUUAAAUUUUUCCUCUUUAAGAAGCA
Messenger RNA from Apus apus (common swift), 5655 nucleotides. RefSeq names its product fucosyltransferase 8 (gene FUT8). Gene Ontology annotation, molecular function: protein binding; glycoprotein 6-alpha-L-fucosyltransferase activity. Gene Ontology annotation, biological process: protein N-linked glycosylation. The transcript is spliced from 13 exons. NCBI's taxonomy places the organism in Eukaryota, Metazoa, Chordata, Aves, Apodiformes, Apodidae. The coding region runs from base 643 to 2373 and encodes 576 amino acids. The record is from RefSeq and is a predicted model, not a curated record. Gene Ontology annotation, cellular component: Golgi cisterna membrane.